AUGCUCUGUGAUUUGACCUCUGACAUUCAAAAGUAGAUUCUAUGUCACAGGUGUAAAGCUGAUUUUAGAUUUUAACGGCGAUAGCACAUUUUCUGCACCCAAUAUUUUGAGGAUAACAUCACGAGAGUUGUCAAAUGUCAAUUUUGGUUUAGUGCUUCUUGUGACGUCGUAGAUGGAAGACGUCUGCCCGUUCUGACGCGUAAGAUGAAUUUUUAAAUUCGAAAAAUGCAUUGACAUAAAUUAUUAUGAUGAGUGGCAAACGCAUUUUCCUGCGUGAAGUUAUUGCGUAAUAAAUUACGUGAUAUGUAAUAUGACAAAUGCAUAAAAACAUAAUAACACUAUCUAAAAUCCAAAGAAAACUAUGAACUACCUAAGUCCCUUCCUUUUAAACAAAAGCUGAAUUAACGCUGGUUUGUUUAAAAAACUGUGUUCACGAAGUUUACAAAAAUAAACUUUGUAACCAAAUGGCUGUAACACGUUCGCGUUGAAUUGUUUACAAAAAAUAAAGUUAAAAUAAAAACAUUUUUAAAAAGUGUGUAAAAACAUAAAAUGGCUUUUAGUCUGACUCCGUCGCACAUGUUCGGCGAACUUGGUCGCCUAGCAAGUUGGUUUAAAGGCGAUUGCAUCACGUCUGAAGAGUUCAGCGGCCUUGCAGUCACUGAAAAGCUGGAGAAUGUCCAGAUGCUGGAUAAGUACAACCUCCGGAACCCGUCGAAAGGCACGCUGUACUUCGCCACCACACACCUCAUCUUCGUCGACCAUGAAAUGAGGAAGGAGACAUGGAUUCUCCUGAUGCACAUAUCCUCCGUGGAAAGGUUGCCCAUCACGACAACAGGCUCUCCUCUGCUAGUCCGCACGAAAACUUUCCAGUCGGUGUUCUUCGUGAUCCCGCGCGAGAGAGACUGCCAUGAAAUGCACCAGACCCUGCUAAGACUGAGCCAACCAGUUCACCUGGACGAGCUAUACUGCUUCCACUACAAGUCCACCCCGGAUGAUCUGCCCAAGUCAGCUGGGUGGAACUUCUUCGAUAUCCAGACUGAGUACCAGAGGAUGAACGUGCCAAAUGACCAGUGGGUCCUGUGCACCUCCAAUAGGGAUUAUGAGCUUUGUGAUACGUACCCAAGUGAGAUCUACGUGCCAGCGCGCGCAUCCACGGCUGUUCUUCUAGGCAGCGCGAGCUUCAGAUCACGCGGCCGUCUGCCAGUACUGGCUUACUUACAUCACAACAAGGCCGCCAUAGCACGGUGUAGCCAGCCACUCAGCGGAUUUUCCGCCAGAUGUAUGGAAGACGAACAAAUGUUGGACCUGAUCCGGCGAGCGAAUCCAAAUUGCGGCUACAUGUACGUUGUUGAUACAAGACCGAGGAUUAACGCCAUGGUGAAUCGCGCGGCGGGGAAAGGCUACGAGAACGAAGCUUUCUAUGAGAACAUAAAGUUCCAGUUCAUGGGCAUCGGGAACAUACACGUGAUGCGCAAGAGUCUGCAGAAACUUGUCGAAACAUGUGAACAAAACUCACCGACUAUGUCCUCGUUUCUGAGUGGCUUGGAAUCAUCGGGAUGGCUGAAACAUAUAAAAUCGAUACUUGAUACGUCAUGGUGGAUAGCGACGGCCAUAGAGAGCGGCGUGAGUGUGUGCGUGCACUGCAGCGACGGCUGGGACCGCACCGCGCAAGUGUGCUCGCUCGCGGCGAUCUGUCUCGAGCCUCACUACAGGACCAUUAACGGCUACCAGGCUCUAAUCGAGAAAGACUGGCUGUCGUUCGGCCACAAGUUCACGGCGCGCUGCGGGCACGUGGCGUGCGACAGUCGCGAGCGCUCGCCCGUCUUCACGCAGCUGCUCGACUGCACGUGGCAACUGCUCAGGCAGGCGCCGGAGGCCUUCCAGUUCAACGAGAGGUUUCUGCUAACGCUACAUGAUCACGCGCACGCGUGCCAGUACGGAACCUUCAUUGGCAACUGCGAGAAAGACAGGAGGGACCUUAGGUUAUCGGAACGAACGUUUUCGCUGUGGGGCUACAUGGCGAGUCACCUCAAUGAGUAUAAAAAUCCUCUCUACAACCCCAAGGCACACCCGGACGUGCUCAAACCAGACCUCAGUCCUCAGAGUAUCAGGUUUUGGCGUGGGAUGUACUGCCGGCACGAGAGCGGCGUCCACCCGAGGGAGUCGCUCGCUGACAUCCUGCCGGCUGCCGUGGAACAUUCUGGCGCUCUGACUCACCAUAUCGACUACCUCGCUAAGAGAAUUUCAACUUUCAAAAGUCUUCUAAUCGGACGCAAAGCGGACAAAAGCCUGGAGUCCACAGUAGUCAACUACCAGAACGGAAGUGAGGACACCGUGGACAUAGACACCAAAGUUGAGGCUCUUCAGAUUGAUAACAAAUUACUGUACGAGUCCGGUGGUAGUCUCUCGGAGCUGGAAUGCGCCAAUCACGACCACCCACUGAAGGACGUGGGAGCCGCACCGCCAAAAGGAAACAAAAUACCACUUAUUACUGAGAAAGUGGACGCGGCGAUACCGGCGACUCUGGCCGAGCUAGAAGCGGAGAUCAACACGGUAGCUCUCGACUGGAAGAGCAUCAAGAAUGUCACCGAGUGUAGCUGCUCCACGCCGCUCGACCACUUCAGCAGAAAGCACCACUGCUGGGGCUGCGGGCGCUGCGUGUGCACGCGCUGCGUGUGUGCGCGCGCGCCGCUGCCCGCGCUGGCCGCGCCGCGCGCCGUGCCGCUGUGUGCCUCUUGCGCGCCCAGCACACCCACCUCUCCUCCACCGAGUAAGCCUAAAAGUGAUGAUCAAGUAAUAAAUGACAGCAAUAAAAUGAUGGGUCUAAAUACUGUACAUGAUACAAAGGGUAAAGUUGUUGAAAUUGACAAAGACACCAUAAUUACUCGACAUAUAAAUAAUUUGAAGAUUUCCAAACGCAGGAACACCCUAAAAUCAGAUCAGGAAAGCCCAGACUGGUCAUACAGCGCAUUCCCUGAAGAAGUAAAGAAACACGCAGACGACUUCAAACGCAACAUGUCUGAGUGUCUCAAAGAAGUUCAAGCGAGCGACAAAAGAACAGUCAAACGCUUGUCGCCCAACAAGGAGUCGCCGGUACACGGCGAGUGCCUCAUCGCGUGCGUGUUGAAACGGAACGGCGUUAUUCAACACGGGAAAGUGCGAAAAGAAAAUUUGCUAUCAUUAGUAAGAAAGUUCUAUGCAAAGGACGAGAAAUUGAUUAAGAAGUUGGAAAAGAAUUUGGAUCGCUGCAUCGAAACCAGUGUUCGAAGCAAAGACGAUUGUGCGAUUGCCGCACGCCUCAACGAAUGUACAAACGAUCUUAUGGCGAAUAAUAAACAUAAAAUUACUGUAAAAUAUUGAUAAAUAACUAUGUAGUUAAUAAUAA
Molecule: messenger RNA, 3385 nt
Organism: Maniola jurtina (meadow brown)
Lineage: Eukaryota; Metazoa; Arthropoda; Insecta; Lepidoptera; Nymphalidae
Gene: Mtmr6
Product: myotubularin-related protein 6
Exons: 20
Coding region: 550-3360 (936 amino acids)
Biological process (GO): dephosphorylation
Molecular function (GO): metal ion binding; odorant binding; phosphatase activity
Source: RefSeq, a predicted model, not a curated record